GGCAAUACCGAGGUCUGUCACCUGCAUGUCGCACAUACCUGGGUAUGAGUGUACACAUAUAAAUGUAUACCCCCCUGAUGGAAUGGAGUACGGGUGGAUGUAUGCAUGUCUUGGUAUCUGACAUAUAGAGCCUAGGUAGAUGCGAUUUUAUAGGUAUACAUAUAGAGACAUUUCGCAGACUCGCGUGGACUCGUGGGCCGUGGAAAAUUCGCAUUGUCCUCUGCAGACUUGAAGGUGACCGGCCACACUGAGGAUGGUACCGACGCUUGCCGAGGCCACGGCGGUCAGGGCUAUAGAUUCGCAUACCUACGCUGUUGAUUUCGAUCCGGAAUGGUGCGUGGGCUCAGUCCCCCACGGCGGCAUGGUGACAUCAGCCAUCCUGAGCGCCACUACGACGCACUUCCGCACGACGCUCGCCGCGCAGAACCAGCCGCAUACGAUCUCGCUGCACGUCGACUUUCUGCGGCGCACGCAGGGUGGGCCGGCGACGCUGACCAUCCGCGAAGUUAAGCUCGGCCGCCAGACGUCCAUCGUCCACGUGGCGCUGUCGCAGAACGGUCGCGACGAGGUGGUCGCCCACGCCACACACUCCAACAUGGACGUCGAGAGUGGGCUGAGCCUGCAUACUGGUUGGUCGCUGCACCCGCCGCCGCCGCCGCUGCCGGCCGACUUCGCCACGCUCGCUACGACCGGAGCGUCGGGCGACGCGAACUGGGUUGAGGAGACGAGCCGGCCUUUCGCCGAAUCCCGCAAGGUGUGCAACCGCGUGCGCACGUUUCUGCCGCGCGGCGGGCAGGUCAUGCCGGGCAUCGUAGACGAGUGGCUGCGGCUCGAGUCUGGCGACAAGUUCACAAACGAGAGCCUGGGCCUAGCGUCGGACAUGUUCCCGUCGGUCAUCACGGAUCUAUGGGGCUGCGGGUUGAAUGGCAAGGAGGGCGACGCGCCGCCUUUCUGGCACCCCACGGUGCUGCUCAACUUGGACAUCAAGAGGCUGCUGCCACCCGGGGGCGCGGAGUGGCUGUUCGUGCGAGUGCGGCCCAAAUGCCUGCGGAACGGGCGGAUGGAUCUCGAGGUGGUCAUCUUGGACCAGGCUGGCGAGGUGCUCGCCCUCAGCCACCACGUCGUCCUCGUCGUGAGCCCGGAGCGGAAUCUGGCGGCCCGGCGAGUGGGCCAGAAUAAGAUCUGAGACGUGCCUUACCGGUUGGACCCAUUGGUGACCUGCUCGCCAUCUUGUCGAGGAAUCGGGAGCGAGGGCGCCAGACGGUGAAGAGUUGGGAAGAGUGAGGGUCUCCAGUUUUACCUGAAGGGGGAGAGGGAGAUUUCAUACCCGUACUCACACGUGUACUCAUAUGCAUCAUAAUACAGUCAUAUGCAUAAUAAUACAGGUAGGUAUCCCCCAAUGCAAUACUUCCUCGUA
This is a messenger RNA of Durotheca rogersii, 1417 nucleotides long. RefSeq names its product thioesterase-like superfamily-domain-containing protein. The transcript is spliced from 3 exons. The record is from RefSeq and is a predicted model, not a curated record. Lineage: Eukaryota; Fungi; Ascomycota; Sordariomycetes; Xylariales; Xylariaceae. The coding region runs from base 254 to 1186 and encodes 310 amino acids.